AUGGAAGUCGCCGGCACUGUCAAGGUAACUGCGGGGGAAGCUGAAGCGCGGGGAGAGCGGAGCGGUUGGGACGACAGUCGGACGGAAUGGAGGGGACGAACGGAACGGCGGAGGGGGCGGCGAUCCAGGACGAACGCGUCUUCCUUCGGCGUGCAGACGUUGGUGUUUUGCGGGAUCCUGCUCUCGGUGGCGUCGUACGUUUUGGUCCGCAAUCGACAGAGACUCACCAGGCUCUUGGCUGAGCACGACCCGGCCCUGAAGCGGACCGCCGCCGUGCCCGAGGCGCAGCCUCUCUCUCUCGACGUUCUCAGCCCGCUCGGAAUCGCAGUCGCUGGGCCCGAAGCGCGAGACACAGUCGAUGGGGCAGAAAGCACCGCCGGCGUCGCUCUCACAAAGAAACUCGCGCGGCAGCACUACGCCCUGUCGCUCUUCCUGGCUGCGACCGCCAUUGGCUUCGCUCUGUACAGCCGCCGUCUUCCCUUUCUCGACUUGUUCCGUCGGCCGGCGGCUCCGCCGGAAGAGCCCUCGCUGGUGCGGCAUGUUUUCCAACUCUUCUCUGGCGGCCCGCAGGUGGAGCGGACUGCCGCCGAAAUUGAACGCUUGGCGUACGAGCAGCUGGGCUCGGGCUCGUCGCAGACCUCUGACACUAGCGUUGGCGACGUGGUUGCCUGGCUCUUUGGCGGCUUCGAGGCGCGUGGUGAGCCGGAGGAGGCGUCAGUUGCCUCCUACUUGGUCGGCGUCGUUCAGGACGGCCUCGCACAGCUGACAGGUGCGAUCCAGGGCGCGGGAAGCGUGAACGUGGGGCCGAGCUUUGGGAAGUGGUUCGUCUUUGCAGCAACGCUCUACUUUGCAGGCUGGGUCACAUCCCGAACCAUCCGAGCGGAGACCCGGGACGUGGAAGGAAGGUGGGGAGUGGUUGAGCGUCAGGCCGUGGAACGCGAGGCUUUGGCGGACGAGGGGGAGAGAGUCGCGGACCGGUUGACUCGGCAGGUUGCUCAGCUGGAGACGCGUCGGCAGGAGGCGGAAGCGGACGCCGAGCGGCAGCGCACCGAGCGCUUGGAAAAGUCUCGCCGCGGGCUGCAGCUGUUGCGAGAAGUCGUGCAGCGCGCGGAAGCGGAUGUCGCGAGUAUGGAGGAGGCUGUCCGGAAGGCGGAGGAGCAAAAGGCCAGCAGGGAAGCGCAGCAGGACGAGGCGGCCGCACUUGCCGCUCAGAUGGUGGCAGCAAACGAGGAGGUCGAGCAUCUCGAAGCGAGGCUCGUGGUCCUCGAGGAGGAACUGAACGCGGUCUCUCUGAACGUGGCUAAGCUGAUGAUGCUCGCGGAGGGGCUGCCUCCUAAGAAAGCGGGAGGGAAGGCGAAGCGAACGAGUCCAGAGAGCGAAAGCGCGGAGAUGGAGAGAGUGGAGAGCGAGACAGGGGUGAUGCUCACGGUGCUCGACGAGCUGAACGACCGGGUGGCGGCGGCCACGACGCAAAGAGACGCCAUCGCGGCACGUGUCGGCAGCCUGGCCGCCGACAGUCGGCGAAAGGCGGAAAGGCCCCAACGGGAGAAGGAGGAGGAGAGCAAACAGCAGAUGCAAAUGAUGUGCGAGGAGAUCGAGCGCAUCGAAGCGGAGAGAACAGCUGUAAACGCCAGGGUUGCAGAUUUGGAAGCGAGAGUCGAAAGAGCAACAUCUAAGAUUGAAGAGAUUCGCCAAGCAGCGGAAAGCAAUGUGGACGCAACGAAGCUGCGGUCUGUGAUUCGGGCGACGGAAGGGUAA
Messenger RNA from Neospora caninum, 1758 nucleotides. RefSeq lists its product as hypothetical. The record is from RefSeq and is a predicted model, not a curated record. The transcript has a single exon. The coding region runs from base 1 to 1758 and encodes 585 amino acids. NCBI's taxonomy places the organism in Eukaryota, Apicomplexa, Conoidasida, Eucoccidiorida, Sarcocystidae.